Molecule: messenger RNA, 309 nt
Organism: Didymodactylos carnosus
Lineage: Eukaryota; Metazoa; Rotifera; Eurotatoria; Philodinida; Philodinidae
Source: the annotation of a GenBank genome assembly
AUGUCUUUAAUAGAUAGCUUUGAUUCAUUGAACUUUCAUUUAAAAUCCACGAUCCCUUCUGGUUCACCGCCUAUAUUCCUCACUCCUGACAGUUCAAAAGCUCAGUUUAAUGAUUCUCCUAUGUGGAUUGGCUUAAGUACACAAAAUGUACGACGAGAAUUACUUCGAGAACUUCAAAAAGAUAAGGAAAACGAAUCGAAACUGAAAAAGCAUGGCGCAACAAAUAUCAUGGCAAAUGCUAGCCAAGCACCAUCAAUUGAAAAUCAAGUACAAAAAACUGUACUCAAUACAAAUAGUAAUAAACUUUAG